Messenger RNA from Nymphaea colorata (pocket water lily), 4119 nucleotides. RefSeq lists its product as uncharacterized. Lineage: Eukaryota; Viridiplantae; Streptophyta; Magnoliopsida; Nymphaeales; Nymphaeaceae. The coding region runs from base 482 to 3868 and encodes 1128 amino acids. The record is from RefSeq and is a predicted model, not a curated record. The transcript is spliced from 11 exons.
UCUGAGGGUCUCUCUCUCACUCUCUCUCUCUCUCUCUCUGCUUUGCAGCUUUCGUUUUUCUUUCCUCUUUUUAUUGUAUGAUCUUUGCUUUUCAUUUUUACCAUCAGUUCCUUUCUUUUUCCUUUGGUCCACCACACCCACCUUCCCUCUCUCCGCACCUCUUCAUCCGCUUCCGCUUCCUCUACUGCUUCUAUACUCUUUAUCUCUCUCCGUCAUUCUGCGUGCGUGUGUGCAGCCAUCUCAUUGGAGGGGAAAGAUGAGGGAGAUUUGGGCAAAGGAUAAAAUGGGGAAUCUUUCGUGCUGAGGACUUUGGUGCCCAUCAGCCAGUUUGCUGCAGUGGUGAUAUUCACUAUCUUGUAUGAAGAGCACGUCUCUGAUGUUGGUUGCCUGAUAAAGGAAGAUAUCAUGUUUUUGUGAGUUGAGACCGUGAGACGAGUUACUCUCGGAACUCGAGAUAACUGUUUGGUUAAACAGUUUUACAAUGGAAGGAUUGAGCUUUGUUGAUGGGCCGUUGGAUUAUGCUGAAUUUAAGCUUUCGCCAGAUAAAAAGGGGUAUGAGUUAUUCAUUUCUUACCAAGGAAAAGACGAGAGAGUGGAUUUAGGGUAUCUGGAGCAGAUUAUUUCAUAUAUACCAUCUGCGAAGGAAUAUUUUGAUCAGUCAAAUGGGACUUUUAAACUGCAACCAGCUGAAAGCCCUAGCAGAGCCCGCUGGUUUACUAAACGAACUUUGGACAGGUUUUUUCAUAUUGUUGGUGCAUCUGAAUCAUUAAAACGUGCAGUCGAGCUUGAGCAUGAGAUGUCCCAGUUGGAGCAAGCUAGGAGGUUUCAUCUUGCCCUAUACUCCGAGGGUGAUGGGGACCAUGCCUUGACAGGAUCUGCAGAUAGAAACUACAUGGAAGGAAUGAAAGAAACAGAGAAGUUAAAUGUCCUGGCGGCCUCCUGUGAUGCAUCAAAGAAUGAACUGUUGCGUGCAAUGGAUGUAAGAUUAGCAGCACUGAGAGAGGAGUUAACUAGCACGCUCGAUCAAGCUGCAGAUGGCCCUUGCUCAUUUCAAGAGCUCACUGAUUUACUGGAGUUUACACAGAAUUUUGCAUCAACAGAUUUAAAGAACUUGUUUUUGAAGUACUUUGCUCUAAGCCAGCAUAGUCAAGUGCUUGAUGCGCUAGACAGGAAGCACUCAACCUCUCUGCACAUGGAUCAAAUCUCUGGAGCUGGUAAUGGAACCAGCUUGAUGGACUUUGCAGCUGCUUCUCUUUCAGCAUCUAGUAGCACUGACAAAGAACUGUAUUCUAGAAAUACCAUCUCUCCUUCAAAAAUUGCUCAAGCUGAAAGGAAGAUGCUAACUGACAGUGAGGAAUCAUCUGAUUCAAGUGAUGAGAGUCGGACACCUGCUGAAAGAAGUCGACCGAUGAUAAGAUCUGCAUCACCAAGGAGGUCAGCAUCCCCAAUGCGAAGGAUCCAAAUCGGUAGAUCUGGUUCACGAAGAUCAACAGCACUCACUAUUAAAAAUCUUGGUUUCUAUCCUGCAAGGGAAAAGCUACCAAAUAAUAAUAAGGAAAGUGACAGUGAGGACGAAGAACCAACAGAUAGGCCUAAGAAGCCUGAAAAUUCUGUCAGAAGCUUCAGUGUUCAGGAUGCAAUAAACCUCUUUGAAAGCAAACAGAGAGACUUGAGUUCUGACUUCCAAAAAAGAAGGGCUUCUGCUGAGACGAGUGCUUCUUUUAUCAACACAAGGAAGUCGGUCCUGAGGAGAUGGAGUGCAGGUAUGGACGAUGGUUCCCCAAAAUGUGCUCCAGGAAAUGCUUCUCAAGAAGCACCAGAGGAAAUCAGAGUGGGUUUUGAGGAGCGCUCAGCAGAAAAGAAUGCAGAAGUUGGUGUUUCGGCUUCAUUAGAGAGGCCUUCUAUUCCUGGAAAAAAUUAUGAUGUGGACAAUACCAUUGACAGGAAUGGUGAGGAAUCGGUUACAAAUGGAACUAUCAAAGUAGUUAAACCAAAUCUGGAUGAAACUUGUGAACAUGAAAUCACAGCAGCUGAAUGGAAUCAGCAGAAGGAGGCUGAGUUGAAUCAGAUGUUGGUUAAAAUGAUGGAGUGCAAACCUACUGGGUCUCUAAAGCAGUCUGAAUGUGUUGCAAACCAGGCUUCCCUGGAUUUGUCAAGUGAUCAGAAGGGUGGCUUCUAUGAAAAUUACAAAGAGAAGAGAGAUGCAAGGCUACGAGGGCAGCAUGCUGGGAAAAAGGUUGAGAAGGACAGAAAACUGAAGACAGGGAAGGAAGAACUUGAGCGACGGAAAGUAGAAGUGAGUAGCAAAUCUAGUGCUAAUGUGAAACAGAACCAGCUGGGGCCAUCUCAAAAGCUUCUAAGAAAUUCUUCUCCAUCUGGAUUACCAAAACGGGAAGUUUCAAAACCACAAACUUCCAAAAAAGCUCCAUCUAGGGCAUCACCUGUAUCUGUAACACGUAGCUCCAUGUCAUCAGUUCCAACACCAAGGACCUCCAUCACACCAACUAGAAUGUCUACCACUCCAUCAUCCUCUUCAAAUAGCACAAAUCGCAAGAAACAUCAACCAUCUCCAUCCCCGACCAAAACAAUUCCCAAAAAAGAAAGAUCACAAGCACAGCAACCUCCAACAAAAAGUAAAGGUGCGCAGAUUGAAGGCAAGGCUAACUUAAGGAGCAAGGAUGAGAAGAAGCAAAAUGUGAUAAGAAAAUCUAACACUAGUUCACAUGGUGCUAAAACUGGUGUUACUGCUACUGCAGAUGUUUCAGGAACAACUUCAUCAAAGCCAAGCUUCUACAGUAAAGUAACAAAGAAAAGCAGUGUGGUGCCACUGGAAACAAAGCCUUUCCUGCGUAAAGGGAUGGGAAUUGGCCCUGGUGUGGGGUCUGUUGUUAAAACAAAGGGAACACAACCUGAUGACUUGUCUAAGGUAGAUGUUAACACUAACCAAGUGCAAGACGUGGAAAAGGUCACUGUAAUGGUGGAUACUCCUCAAUCUCCAGAAUGCAGUGAAAUGGAUGAGCUGAAAAUUGAUCCAUCUGAGUCAGAGCAGUGUGAGAGCUUCCAGAAGCAACUCGAGGUUGGCAACCUUGAAUCUAAUAUUAUGGAUCAGAUGGAACAGGUGAAUUCUAAACCAGAUGAGUGCACAAAAACUGAAAUUACAUUUCCUGAAGAAGUCCCUACUGAUGGUGGACAAAUCUGUGUGCCAGAGGAUGUGGCAGAUCUGAUAUGGGUUGAAAUGGAUGAACAAGAGAAGCCAACAGUAAGUGAAAUUACAUCCAUUGAAUCAACAAUCCCAGCAGUUGCUGAAUUAUCUGUACGGAGCCCUCGAGUUCGCCAUUCUUUGUCACAGAUGCUUCAGGCUGACAGUGGGGAAUCUGAGAUAGUGAGUGAAUGGGGAAAUGCAGAGAAUCCACCAGCCUUGGUUUAUCAGAAAGAUUCACCAAAGGGCUUUAAAAGACUUUUAAAAUUUGGUAGGAAGAGUCGAGGUGGUGAUAGUAUGGCAACUGGGUGGGCCAGUUCACCAGUUCUUUCUGAGGGUGAAGAUGACAAUGAGGAGCCAAAAGGUGCCAGCAGAAGAAACAUAGAUGCUUUGUUGAGGAAGUCUGCACCACACAUAAAAGGCUUCGGACAACAGAAGACUAUGCUUGGGCAAAGUCAUGAUGCGGGGAACUCUAGCAAGAAAAGUAUGGAAUGCAAUACCAUGAACGAUCUCUUACCAAAACGUUCAAACUUCAGCAACAUCGCUUUGCCUUCUCCGAAACUGCGACAGGAGAAAAUCUCUGCAGCUGCUGCCUCGACCAAAGCAACAAGGUCAUUCUUCUCCCUCUCCACAUUUAGAAGCAAAGGAAGUGAAGCAAAGUUGCGGUAAUGUUAGUUUUGGUACACUUUUGGCGUUUGCCUCCUGUCUGAAGAGUGAAUGAAGUUUGGGCGUGCGUCCAGAUUGUGCUCUUUUUUUUUUUCCUUUCCACAUCCCUUCUCAGUAUGUCCUAUUUUACAUUAAUUUGGUAGCAAGGCUGAUCUUUUUAUCCAUGCCGAAAAAAAAGGCGAUGUUUUAUGUUGUAAGAGUUGUCUGUAUAUGCAAUGUGAUUAUCACUAUAAUACAGUUCUGCCAAACCACAA